AUGCUCGACGGAGUCUCCGCUUCCCACAACCACAUGCAGAGCUCGUCGCGAUCUCAAUACGGCGUCAACACAGUCGCCUUUCCACCUUACAGAGCUGCGUUCCUGCUCUGUCAGAACUACGAGGUCAAUCUGGACAGCAUUUGCCAUAUCUUGCACAAGCCGUCCCUCCGACAGAAUACCGAGUCAUUCUACCUCAAACUUAGCCAGAACGAGCCCGUCCCUCUGGGCCAAGCGGCGCUAUUGCUCGCCAUCUUUGCACUAUCUUCGUUCUUUUAUGAACCGUCACCUCACUCAGAAGUAGCAAGAUAUGAUCAUGAGCCUACAAAUCUGUCAAGGAUAUUCAUUAGCAGCGCACUGGAUGUGUUGGGCCAUUCGAGCCGCACCUCUUCUGGAUGCCUUGAAGACGUUCAGGCUCACAUUAUCAUGUCUUUCGCCGUAAAUCAACACGAAGGUUUCUCAUCACGAGGCCGUCUUCAUGUUGGAGCCGCUGUGGCGUUGUCCCGGGAUCUGGGCCUCCAUAAGAUCGAUUCAAACGCCACCUCGGGGUCAGAGUACCAAUACAGUGCUCGCAUCAGGAUAGAUCGCGAGAUUAAGCGUCGUGUCUUCUGGUAUCUAGCGGCUACUGACUGGUAUACUUGCCCCCCUUGCUUUGGAUCUCCGUAUACUGAUUAUUAUGACAGGUUGGCUGCGUCCAUCUCUGGCCCGCAGUCGGGAAUGUACUUUAUUCAUCCAGCACAAAUAAGUGUGAGACUUCCAAAGGACUGCAAUGAUGACACAUUCCUCCUGUGCGACGAUGACAGUCCUGUGUCAACAGAUCGACCUACCAGCAUGUCACACUUGUUAGAGAGAGUGAGACUGGCCCAUAUUUGCCGCGAGAUGGUUGAAUACCUACCGCUGGAAAUAUCAAAACUCCAGCAGGUACCCUAUGAGCAUAUCGUGGCCCUGGAUCAGAAGCUAGUGGACUAUCUGUCAACCCUGCCGUUCUACUUCAGGCUCGAUGUCGAGAGUCGCCGCCGAAGCAGGCCCCUUGAGGAUAUCGACCAGAAUAUAACAAUGCUUCGCUUUUGUAUCACAAGAGCAGCACUUAGCAGACGGAUCAAGCUUCAUCAGUGUUUUCUUGGACGACAAUCCGACGAUCCGCGGUACGCCUACUCAAGACAAGCCUGUCUCGAUUCGGCGCAAACCGUCAUGCAGUUCUACGACGGCCUAGCAGACCAUCACAAUGCCUUUAUUGUCUCCGGACGCAUGGCCAUAGCGGCACACUACAUGCAUCUUGCCAUGGGAGUUCUCGUCAUGGACCUGUGCUUGAACAAAAACUCGGCAGACGAGGUCCAAAUCAAGGCCCAAGUCAAAGCAGGCUUGAAAAUGUUUGAGGAUGCGAGGCAGAGAACUCCGUUGCUUGGGCAAUUCCUAACUUCCUUGCAGCAAAUCUUGGAGAAGCACCAAGUAUACCUCAACGACAAUACGAUACCCACGACCGUCACUACAUGGGAUGUUGGGAAAACUCAUGACAGUGGCUCGGAGGGCCUGAAUGGAGCUGUCAAGGUACAGCUGCCCCCAGCAACGCUGCACUUGCCGGAGUCCCAGGCACUCGACUUCGACACGUAUUUCGAUGACUUUUGGCAGAACACGAUCCAGGCGGACCUAAACCCAGAGCUGGCAGCCUGGGACAGUCUUUUCUCGGCGCUCGAUUCGCGGCCUAUAUAG
Molecule: messenger RNA, 1707 nt
Organism: Cyphellophora europaea CBS 101466
Lineage: Eukaryota; Fungi; Ascomycota; Eurotiomycetes; Chaetothyriales; Cyphellophoraceae
Exons: 1
Coding region: 1-1707 (568 amino acids)
Biological process (GO): DNA-templated transcription
Molecular function (GO): zinc ion binding; DNA binding
Source: RefSeq, a predicted model, not a curated record